Phialemonium atrogriseum is the source of this 1038-nucleotide messenger RNA. Its product is annotated as NMT1/THI5 like-domain-containing protein. The record is from RefSeq and is a predicted model, not a curated record. The coding region runs from base 1 to 1038 and encodes 345 amino acids. The transcript has 4 exons. NCBI's taxonomy places the organism in Eukaryota, Fungi, Ascomycota, Sordariomycetes, Cephalothecales, Cephalothecaceae. Gene Ontology annotation, biological process: thiamine biosynthetic process.
AUGUCGACUGAUAAGAUCACCUUCCUGGCAAACUGGCACGCUACGCCAUACCACGCUCCGCUUUACCUGGCCCAGGCCAAGGGCUUCUUCAAGGAUGAAGGCAUCAAAGUCGCCUUGCUCGAGCCCAAUGACCCCAGUGACGUCACCGAAAUCAUCGGCACUGGGAAGGUCGAUCUUGGGUUCAAGGCCAUGAUCCACACCCUCGCGGCCAAAGCCCGCAACUUCCCGGUCGUGUCCAUCGGCAGCCUCCUGGACGAGCCGUUCACGGGCGUGGUGUACCUCAAGUCGUCGGGCAUCACCCCCGACUUCCGCACCCUGAAGGGCCGGCGGAUCGGCUACGUCGGCGAGUUCGGCAAGAUCCAGAUCGACGAGCUGACCUCGCACUACGGCAUGUCGCCGACCGACUACACGGCCGUUCGCUGCGGCAUGAACGUGUCCAAGGCCAUCAUCAAGGGCGAGAUCGACGCCGGCAUCGGCCUGGAGAACGUGCAGAUGGUCGAGCUGGAGGAGUGGCUGGCCUCGCAGGGCCGGCCCCGCACCGAUGUGCAGAUGCUGCGCAUCGACGAGCUCGCCGAGCUGGGCUGCUGCUGCUUCUGCUCGAUCCUGUACAUCGGCAACGAAGCCUUCGUCGCCGAGAACCCGGACCGCGUGCGCGCCUUCAUGCGCGCCGUCAAGCGCGCCACCGACUUUGUCAUCGCGCAGCCCGAGUCCGCCUGGGCCGAGUACGUCGACUUCAAGCCCGCCAUGGGCACGCCGCUCAACCGCAAGAUCUUCGAGCGCAGCUACGCCUACUUCUCCAAGGACCUGAAGAACGUCGCCCGCGACUGGGAGAAGGUCACCCGGUACGGCAAGCGCCUCGGCGUUCUGGACGCCGCCUUCGAGCCAAACUACACCAACGAGUUCCUCGAGUGGGCCCUAGACGCGGACUCGGCCGACCCGACCGGCGACCAGAAGAGGAUGGUCGAGCUGCAGAACGAGGUCGCUCUCAAGGGCGGCUUCCAGCGCCUCGAGGUGCUCGGGACCGGGGUCCAAGCUUGA